AUGACGCAUCAUCUUGACGGGCGGCUCCUCACAGAAGAAGACGAUGAAACAACAAACAUCUUCACAUACCUCGUCGAGGUCCCCCAAGCGCGAGAUCCACGCGUGACCGCGCCUGAGAGCCCGGUGUUGGCACCCCCGCGGCCGCCGUCGAAAGGCCCACUGCCAGGGCAUGUACACAGCCUCAUGAACAUGCAGGAUUCGCCUGCCCACGGUGUGUUGGGGCAGUUGACGCAGGACCCCGGAGGUGCACGCCGCGUGCAGCGCGCUGUUGAGGCACUUAGCUCGAAAUGGCUCGAUGAAAAUGAUGAGACCCGCUUGACGGUGGUGAUGGUGGAGCGGCGGUGA
This is a messenger RNA of Salpingoeca rosetta, 345 nucleotides long. RefSeq lists its product as uncharacterized. The coding region runs from base 1 to 345 and encodes 114 amino acids. Lineage: Eukaryota; Choanoflagellata; Craspedida; Salpingoecidae. The record is from RefSeq and is a predicted model, not a curated record. The transcript is spliced from 5 exons.